CGGUGGCGGCGGCCGGGAUUCCCUGCCCGGGCUCGGCGCGGUGCCGCGGUGCCUCCGUCCUUCCCUACCCUUCCCUUCCUUUCCCUCCCGUCCCGUCGCCGCCGGCCGAGCCCCUGCGGCCCCGCGCUCCCCCGCGGCUCCCGCGCUAGCACCGGGGCUCCCCGGCGGGCACACUCCUGCCGCUCUCCCCGCUCCUGCCCCGGCUGCGGCGGGGCGUGAGUCCACGGCCGGCAUGAAAGUCACGUCCCUCGACUGCCGCCAGCUGAGGAAGCUCCUGCGGAAGGAGCCCUCCCGCUGCCUGGUGCUGGACUGCCGGCCCUACCUGUCCUACUCGGCCUCCUGCCUCCGCGGCUCGCUCAACGUCAACCUCAACUCGGUGGUGAUGCGGAGGGCCCGCGGCGGGGCCGUGCCGCUUCACUUCGUGGUCCCCGACGCGGCGGCCCGCGCCCGGCUGCUGCUGGGCGGCGAGGGGGCGGCGGGGACCGCCCGCCUGGCAGCCGUGGUGGUGCUGGACCAGGGCACGGGGCACUGGCAGAAGCUGAAGAAGGACAGCACGGCCCAGAUCGUCCUCAACGCCCUGCUCUCCAGCCUGCCGGAGGCCGGGGCCAGGGUCUGCUUCCUGAAAGGGGGAUACGAAACCUUUAACUCGCAAUAUCCUGAGUGCUGUGUGGAUGGAAAACUCAUUUCCCUGGAGAGGACUGAGGCGGAGAGAAACAUCGCCAGCCACUGUGAGAAGCAGAGUGCCAACCACAAACCCGCUUACGACCAGGGCGGGCCAGUCGAAAUCCUGCCUUUUCUCUACCUUGGUAGUGCCUAUCAUGCUUCCAAGUGUGAGUUUCUUGCCAACCUGCACAUCACAGCCCUGCUCAAUGUCUCCAGGAAAAGCUCGGAGUCCUUCAAAGACCAGUAUUGCUACAAGUGGAUCCCAGUGGAGGACAGUCACACAGCGGACAUCAGCUCACACUUCCAGGAAGCCAUCGACUUCAUCGAUUAUGUCAGACGAACAGGGGGCAAGAUUCUGGUGCACUGUGAAGCGGGGAUUUCACGCUCUCCCACCAUCUGCAUGGCGUAUCUCAUGAAGACGAAGAAGCUCCGCCUGGAGGAAGCCUUCGAUUACAUCAAGCAGCGCCGAAGCCUGAUCUCACCAAACUUUGGCUUCAUGGGCCAGUUGCUACAAUACGAGUCGGAGAUCUUGUCUUCCACUCCCAACCCCCCCGUUGCCUCGUGCAAAAGAGAAGCUGCAUCAUUCUUUGCAGAAGAACUGACAUUAGGCAAAAACUUCGAAGGCUCAUGUUUCGCCUUUCCUACCUCAGUGUUGAGUUCUGUGCCCAUCCACUCUCCCGUCCACCAGCUGAAACUCAGCCCGAUGACGGCAUCUUCGUCCUGCUGAAUGCCCUGGGGAGACUGGAGCUGGUGCGGUCCUCUGAUCCUAACUGUGACCCCAACGAGAACAUUUCAUGAACGUGCAAUAGAGAAACCUCAUUGACUUAGUCUGAGAUGGAGUGGUUGUCGUGGGUCAUACUUCCUGUAUGCUGUGACUGUAAGACGCAAGUGCUCUAAGUGUGGCAGGUUUUCUGAACUUCUAUUGUCCUUUUUUAAAAAAAAAAGAAAAAGUGCUUUUUUAGGUUUUUAUCCACAGAGCGUGCACCCACUACUGUAUUUCCAGAUUCCUGGGGAGCAAUGAGAAAUCCAUUUAGUAUGUUCUCGGUUCCCAUCUCCUCCCCUUCUUAUUUUUUAAAAGACCCUUAUUUAAAGUUUCAAGCAAUAAACGGCAGCAGUGGGGAAGAAAGCAAAAUGAAAAGCACCACCUUUGCAACUACAGAGGUGGUGGGAGUGAAUAUUCAUUCUGCUUUUUCUCCGGCUUUCCUCCUCCCCUCUCCUGUGUCAUGUUUCAGGCAGCAAAGGGCUGGGGUGGCGGGAGGGAGCUCCUUUCCCAGGACACUGUUGCACAACCAGGUGAAAAUCCCCUCCUGCUCCAGCCUCUGAAGUGUCAGGUAUUGACCACAGUGUAACUGGAUACCAAACCAGACCGUGGAUCCAUUCAGGUGUGACAUUUCCUGUACUUCUGCAUUUGCCUUUGUACUGGAUGUGCUUUUAACUAAAGCGGGGGACUUAACCAAAGCUAUCCGGCUACCCUGCUGAGCUAUUAUCCUCCCAUCUGUUAUUUAAGAACAGCCCUAGAAUACUUGAAUGUCUCCACAAUCCUCAUCCAAGUUACUUCCCAUCAGAUAACACUGUAACUGCUGGAUUUUACACCAAAAAAACCUGACAAGCUCGGCUCCAAGCCAACUCUUCCUUUAUCUCUUCCCAAGUGUUCCCGAUGUGUAUCGUGUGUGGUCAAGUGGUCUUGUUCAGUGUUAAGUGGCUUGCUUAGCGAGUGUGGUCACCUCUAGCCAGCCUUUGUCCCUGAAAACCAGUUUCUCUCUCGCUCGUAUUGGCUUCUGUGUCUGCAAGGAGUCCUGAACGAGCAUCUCUCUUUGUCUGUUGACCUUUUUACUUUUUUAAAUAUGUAAUAUGUAUGGGAAAUGGCAAUAAUUUCCAGGAGAUCUCGUGAAUGUGAAAGAAAACCUGCAAUGGUUUUUAUGGAGUGUAAAAAAUAAUAAAGGAAAAAAAAAAGCCAGGAAAA
This is a messenger RNA of Aquila chrysaetos chrysaetos, 2626 nucleotides long. It is a transcript of the gene DUSP5, whose product is annotated as dual specificity phosphatase 5. Gene Ontology annotation, biological process: endoderm formation; negative regulation of MAPK cascade; protein dephosphorylation. The coding region runs from base 233 to 1390 and encodes 385 amino acids. Gene Ontology annotation, cellular component: cytoplasm; nucleus. The transcript has 4 exons. Gene Ontology annotation, molecular function: MAP kinase tyrosine/serine/threonine phosphatase activity; protein tyrosine/threonine phosphatase activity. The record is from RefSeq and is a predicted model, not a curated record. NCBI's taxonomy places the organism in Eukaryota, Metazoa, Chordata, Aves, Accipitriformes, Accipitridae.